GUGUUUUGCUACUGUUGUUAUCGGUGAAGGUGUUGUUGUUAUUGUGGUUGCAGCAACAGCAGACAACAGGAACAGUUCUCGAGCGGGGUCACAAAUAAUGCGGAAGAGGAUUGUGUUGUGAGAAACCGGAGAGACACACCGUAAGAAUGGCUAUUAGGGUUUCGCUCCCCCCCUCAAACGUGGUCAUUCCCUUGCGGCUUUCGUCCCUAGGGCGCCAAUCCCAUCCCGCAGCGUCGAUAUCAGGCGAGAAGUUCACGAAAACGCUUCUGAAAUUGCAGUUGCCAGCUGGCUCGUAUCAAUACCAGUUGAUAUCAAGGCGACCGUCUUUCAGCCUCUCCGUCAUUUGCCAUUCCACUAAUGGCAAGCCACUGAAUGGGAAUAUGAAUGGUUCCAGUGAGUCAUUGCCAGAUUAUGAAUCUUUUGAUGUAGCUGGUAUUCAGCCUUUAGGUGAAGGCUGGGAUCCUUGGAAGCUAUCAGGUGAAUAUUCUGGUUCUAGUGGAGGGGAGGGUGAUACUUCUGUUAGGAAUCCAGGGGGUGAGACGUCAGGAAGGGGUGGCAUGGAUGUAGUGCCUAGAAAUACAGUGAACAAAUACGGUGCCGUUGGUAACGAAGGAGAGGAGCCUUUUCGAAUACUGGCAGAUGGGAGGAAAGCAUAUUUGGAUGAAUUGGAUGUUUUAACCUUACUAGUUCCACCCCCGUUUUUAAAGCCUAUGUCGAAUAAGAACUACAAUCAUGCAGCAUUUUUGUGGAAAAAGAUCGCAGCCAUCCCAGAGGAGCGCAGGCAUCGGUUACUUGACUUGCUGGAACCCAGGCACAUAACCGCAAUGUGGAAGAUGACAGAGCUCAGAUAUGAAGAUCCGGGGCUCUAUCUGCAGAAUGCUUCACGAUUUCUCCUUAAUCCAGCUGCUGAACCCCUCCAGCCCUUAGUCUGGACGGGACAAGUAAAUGAAGUGCCCUGGGUUUUCAACUUUUUGAGCCGAUUUAAAAAGGCUUUUUUCUACAGUCAAGAUAGAGAGUUAUAUGGCAGGGUGAUUACAGGAGGCGGUGUGCUGGAGGGGCUUGGGAACAAAGUUGCACCUCUGUACUUCAAAGUCAGACCAAUAAGAACUGUAUUAGCCACAAAUGAGCAGUGCGACUUCGCCUUUUCUUAUGAUGAUGGGCAUUUUGAAUUGAAAAAUGCUGUGCCGAAUGGAUUUCCACAGCCAGGAAAGCACCCAUUCGCCUUUGGCAAGAAGUUUUAUGACUAUGUUCGUGUAGUUGGUCCAGGAGUUGUCGUUGGACAGUCAUGGUAUGGAUCUGCAUCCGGUAGUGAAGUUUCUAGGAAUAGUGAGUUGGGUCCUCGUAAGUACUUAGGUGAGUUUUUGUUAAUUCAAAACUAUGCGAAAGUCUCAUCAUGAUAUGUGCUUAAUUCUUGACACUCAUGUCAAUCAAUGUAAUGUACACGGCAUGUCUCUUUAUUUCA
Physcomitrium patens is the source of this 1462-nucleotide messenger RNA. RefSeq lists its product as uncharacterized. Lineage: Eukaryota; Viridiplantae; Streptophyta; Bryopsida; Funariales; Funariaceae. The record is from RefSeq and is a predicted model, not a curated record.